CCCUCUCACCACGCUGCAUCACGUUCAGUCUGCCAUAAUUCGUCUUUUCAUUACCAAAUUCGACGUUGACUAUGGCUUCCGCGUCGAUGUCCCGACCCGGCUUUCGUCGGGAGGACACGGCAGAUGUCCUUCCAGCUGUCGAGCUGCUUCCCGCCUCUACUAAUGAGAAGGCUAGGAUAGAGGUGAACGACAUGGCUAUCGGCACUGCAACUGGCGCCGACGAUGCGGAUGACGCAGCGAAACUUGAUCUGCCCACAGCCGGCCUGCAGCGUGGUGUCCAGGACGCGGAGGCCAUCACGUUGACCUGGUCGAGAAACGCCCUCAUCGCAGCCUUUAUCAACAUGUGGAUGCUGUACUUUGUCAAUGCUAUGCAAUCUACCGUCCUCGACGCACUCCUUCCCUUCGUCGCCAGCAGCUUCGAGUCCCACUCGGAAUUGAACGUCAUCUACAUCGUCGGCGACGCAAUGUCCGCCGCAAUCUUCAUUCCCCUCGCCAAGGUCAUGGACGUUUGGGGCCGAGCAGAAGGCUACCUCAUCAUGUCUGUAUGCUGCACCGUCGGCCUGAUCAUGAUGGCGUCUUGCAACGGCCUCCCCCUCUUCUGCGCCGCCUACGUCUUCUACACCAUCGGCUUCUCAGGCAUCACUUUCUGCGUCGAUGUCAUCACUGCUGACGCAUCGACUCUGAAGAACCGAGGACUGGCGUAUGCAUUCACUUCCUCCCCCUACAUUAUCUCCGCCUUUGCCGGUUCCAAGGCCGCGGGUGAUUUCAAACAGCAUGUCGGAUGGAGGUGGGGUUUUGGUUGUUUUGCAAUCAUCUUCCCGAUUAUUGCGACCCCAUUGUACUUUAUUCUGAAGUCCAAUCUUCACAAGGCUUCCUCUCAAGGACGCCGAGUCGAGGAGCGCAGUGGACGCUCAUUGCUGCAGAAUGUGUGGCAUUACACUAUCGAAUUCGACAUCAUCGGCGUGCUUGUGUUUUCUGCCGGACUCACAAUCUUCCUGCUCCCAUUUAACCUCGCCGGUGGUGCGCCUGAAGGAUGGGCAACGGGAUACAUCAUCGCCAUGCUGGUCAUCGGAUUCGUCCUCCUCGUCAGCUUCGGCCUCUACGAAUUCCUCCUCGCCCCAGUGCCGAUGUUCAAAUUCGGCCUCUUUUCCAACCGCACCGUCAUCGGCGCCUGCCUGCUCGACGCUUGCUACCAAAUCUCCUACUACUGCUGGGACAACUACUUCACCUCCUUCCUGCAAGUCGUCAACAACCUCUCAGUGGCCGAGGCAAACUACGUCAACAACACCUUCAACGUCGUCGGCGGCAUUCUGUGCCUGCUAUCGGGGUACAUGGUCCGCCGCACCGGCCGCUUCAAGUGGCAGCUGUACAUCGCCAUUCCCUUGUACGUCUUCUGGCAGGGCCUGAUGAUCUACUUCCGCCGCGCGAACCAGUCGGUAGGCUACCUGGUGCUGUGCCAAGUCUUCCUCUCCCUGGGCGGCAGCACCUUCAUCAUCAUCGAGCAAGUCGCCAUCCUCGCCGCCGUCGACCACCAACACGUCGCAGCCGUGCUGGCCCUCCUGAACGUCAUCGGGACCAUCGGCGGUGCACUCGGCGCCGCCAUCUCUGGCGCAAUCUGGACGAACACCUUCCUCAAGGCUCUCGGGAGGAACCUCCCGGUGGCAGUGCGGCCUGAGAUCGACCAGAUUUACGAGAAUCUCAACAAGCAGAUCAGUUAUCCGGUGCACAGUGUCGCGCGGCUGGCGAUUCAGAAGUCGUACGCUUUUGCGCAGACGAGGAUGCUUGCGGCGGGGACGGGCGUGAUGGCGCUUCCGUUCCUCUCUCUUCUUUUGAUUGAGAAUAUCAAUGUUGCUGCUAUUCAGCAGGUCAGGGGCCUGGUCUUUUAGUUGAUCAGCGCUUGGUUGAAUUACUUCACUUUGACACUGUUGGAAGUUAGCAAGGUCUCCUAUUAAGGAUUGAGCGGUGAUCUUUCGUGUUUAG
This is a messenger RNA of Neohortaea acidophila, 1980 nucleotides long. RefSeq names its product major facilitator superfamily domain-containing protein. Gene Ontology annotation, molecular function: transmembrane transporter activity. NCBI's taxonomy places the organism in Eukaryota, Fungi, Ascomycota, Dothideomycetes, Mycosphaerellales, Teratosphaeriaceae. The transcript has 3 exons. The record is from RefSeq and is a predicted model, not a curated record. Gene Ontology annotation, biological process: transmembrane transport. Bases 72 to 1886 code for a protein of 604 amino acids.